This is a messenger RNA of Geosmithia morbida, 1008 nucleotides long. RefSeq lists its product as uncharacterized. The record is from RefSeq and is a predicted model, not a curated record. NCBI's taxonomy places the organism in Eukaryota, Fungi, Ascomycota, Sordariomycetes, Hypocreales, Bionectriaceae. The transcript has a single exon. Gene Ontology annotation, cellular component: fungal-type vacuole. The coding region runs from base 1 to 1008 and encodes 335 amino acids.
AUGCGUCUGCUGCGAUCCCUGGUGGGGGCAUCCCUCGCCCUGGCCGUGACCGUCAUGGCGGCCGACGAUUCUACCGACGACAGCCCCCUCCCGACCCUGACGAGCAGCGACUCCAUCCCGACGUACCCGGCCGCCGCCGUCCCCCCGACCGGCGACGCGCCCUUCAUGCACCACUCCCACGCGCCCGACGGCACCGUCUUCAUCGCCGUGGGCGCCAUCCUGGGCGCCAUGCUGCUAGGCGUCCUCCUGUGGCGCCUCGCCGUCGGCCUCCUGCUGCACCGCAGCGUCCGCCGCGCCGCCAUGGCUCAGCACCACCGCGUCGCCGACCCGGGCUCGAAGUCCUCCGACGGCCUGGCCCCCCCCGCCAUGUUCUACAAGUACACCGAUCAGGGGUCCAACAUGUCGGUCAGCAACAACAGCAACGGCGGCAACGGCAACGGCGGCGCCCACACCCCUCCCCACCACCAUCACGGUCACAGGGCAGCCGGCGGCGGCGGCGGCGGCGGCGGCGGCACGACGGGGAAGCGCAGGACGAACCGAGCCUCCGUCGUGCCCUCCUCGGCCAGCCAGUCCAACCUCUUCUUCUCGCCCACCGCCGCUCCACCGUCGGGCAACGCCCUCGCCGGGAACCGCACCUCCACCUUCCUCCCCCCCGGAUUCUACGCUGCCGGCAUCCACGGCAACAACAGCAGCAGCAACUACCCCGGCUCCGGCGCCAACGCCAACGCCAUCGGCAUGUCCAACCUCCACCCGGAUCCCUCCUUCCGCCCCACGCCGCCAGACAGCCCCUCCUUCGCUCCGGUCAGGAGGGAGUCGCCCGGCCUGCCGGCCGGCCGCCGAAACGACGUGAGCACCUCGUCCGUCAACCUGUCCAACCCGCUGCCGCCCGGCCAGAGGGCCCCGAGCGCCUACCUAGAUGACCUCUUGGCCGAUGACCCUGCUGCUCUGCCGCCGCCGCAGAUGCCCCCCAGUGCUGGGAGAACCGGCCCUAAUUCCAACAUGAUUUAG